Schistosoma spindalis is the source of this 1422-nucleotide messenger RNA. The record is from the annotation of a GenBank genome assembly. Lineage: Eukaryota; Metazoa; Platyhelminthes; Trematoda; Strigeidida; Schistosomatidae.
AUGGGUGUGUCAUGUGGAAAUACAACUCGGCUCAUCUUUAUGUUAGUGCUUGUUAUAAUUUAUUUCCUGGUCGAGCUGGUCGUUGGAAUUUCUAUACAUUCCAUCUCUCUGGUCGCAGAUUCGUUUCACAUGUUAUCUGAUUGUCUUGCUUUGGUUAUUGGAAUCGUAGCAUCUCAGAUAGCCAAAUGGCCUCGGUCGUCUAGAAAUACUUUUGGAUGGCAGCGAGCUGAAGUGAUGGGCAGUUUGAUCAAUACGGUCGUUUUAAUUACAUUAUGCAUGACCAUUCUUUUGAGGGCCAUUGAACGAUUUAUUGAGACUCAAGCAAUCGAAAGUCCUCAAAUGAUGGUAUAUGUUGGUUGUGGAGGUCUACUGGUUAACAUACUGGGACUUAUUGUUCUUGGCGGUCAUUCACAUGAGGGUUCGCAUGGCGGAAUCGAUUCGGCGGUAGACGCAUCACUAACACCAACAGCCUUCGGUACUACUUUGCCAUUAAAUAAUACUGAUGAAGCUUUUUUACAAGUUAAUUCGACUCAGCCCAUUUCUGGAGUGAACAAUGUGUAUGAUAGAGUGGAUGGUAAUGCCCUACAACGUUUUACCGAUAAGGACCAACAGGAUAAUUUUGAGGCAUCACAACUUGAUACCAACCAACAAAAGGUUGCUGCUAAAAUCAAACAUAAUCACUCGAAAAAGUCUCAUAGAGGCUCGAUGAACAUGCAAGCUGUAUUUCUUCAUGUGUUGGCUGAUUUCAUGGGUUCCGUUAUCGUAGUAGUCAGCGCACUUGUAUUAUUGUUAGUCCCCGGUGAGGUUUCCAAAGGCGAAGCAUUAUGGAAGUUGUAUAUUGAUCCAUCUAUGAGCAUACUCAUGGUUACCAUAAUCUUGAUUACUGCUAUACCCCUUAUGUAUAAAGCUACAUUAAUUUUACUACAAUCUGUUCCUAGUGAGAUUUGUUUAAAAAAUCUUAAAACUCGUAUGGAAAAUAUUGAUGGAAUUCAUAAAAUUCAUGAUCUGCAUGUAUGGCGUUUACAAAGCAAUUGUAUUAUUGGUACUGUUCACAUUCGUUGUGUUAGCUUACCGGACUAUUUAAGUAUUGCUCGUGAAGUGAAACAACUAUUCCACGAAUUCAAUAUACACUGUACAACAAUACAACCGGAAUUUGAAGAGAACAUUGAAGGAUCAAUAGCAAAUACAGAUUAUCGCACAUGUGUGUUGGAUUGUGGUCCAAACAAGAAUUGUCAAUCAGAUACUUGUUGUCCAGCAUCUAAUGUCACAGAAGUACAAUUUGUCCCAUCAAAUUUCAAUUAUGCAUCACAGAAUUCAUUCAAUUUGCCACAAAACAACACUUCUAACACAUCUAAAAAUGAACAGGAUAAUUUACCCAACAAUGACGUACACAUUAAUCUUUCAAAAAUUUCUGUUAGUUGA